Messenger RNA from Seminavis robusta, 1125 nucleotides. Lineage: Eukaryota; Bacillariophyta; Bacillariophyceae; Naviculales; Naviculaceae. The record is from the annotation of a GenBank genome assembly.
AUGUCGAACUAUCCUCCUGCUCCAGGUUUUUCUCCAGCAAGGGCUCCAAUGGCGUCGGCUGGAGAUCAGAACACUCAUUGGCGAAACAGCAUGACGCCUCAACCCGCUGCAAAUCCCUACGGAGGCUAUGUUCCGCAUCAAAAUCAACAUCAUCACAACUAUUCCCAGCAACCGUAUGGUCAUACCGAGUACGGAAAGCCUGCAGCAGAAGAUCCAGGGCAGAACCCACCAGUCAAGCAGCAGCCGGCUUUUGGCAUGACGUCAACGGCCGACCAAGAAAACAUGGAGCCGAUGCCUCCUCUUCGAGGAAAGCCAUCCGCCACGACAUCUCACGCAGCCUCCUUUGCCAAUGUUCUCAAGAGUCCCACCACUCUUUGCUUUGAGCGAAUGUUGGGAGCAGCUGCUUCGAUCGCCACACCCAAGCCAGAUGUGCAGAAAUCGACGAGGAACAACAAGCGAGACAAUCUGCAUUAUCAGCCACAGCUGAACUUUCUCGAUGAAGACCUCGACGAUCCUCUUGCUAUCGAAGAAGAGGCAGAGCAGUUCGAGGAGGGCGAAAUCGAGGAAGACGAGAAUCCCUUUGAUACGAUCAAGAGGGACAACGUUUUGUUCAAGAAGCUAGUCCUCACCAUGGCCUUGCAACGUCAGCCAAAGGAAACCAAGGAAGGAGAUCCAAUCGAAGUCCCAAGUCCCAUCAUCACAGAAGGAUUCUACUGGAAGGACUAUCCUCCUUGUGAGCAGGUCUUGUAUGACUCUAUGGAGAACUACUAUGAGCUCUCCAAACAAAGCCGUCAAAGCAAGGAGCAGCAGGCCUUCAACAAUGAGCUCGUAAGGAACAUUCGCCAGACGGCCCAAAGCAACGGAUACACUUUUGACGGUGCUUACUUCACCGACAAGCGCCUACGUGAUCGCAUUCGUUGCUUCUUCAAAACCCACCUCCAAAACGCAAAGAAGAGGUUGAACACCAUGCAGAAACAUCCCGAGUCAGUGGAGAAUCAAAACGCCCUACAAGUACUCAUUGCCAUUGCUCGCACCAAGAUGCGUCCUGGGGAGUAUGAAGCCGCCGCCCCAGCUCCUGUGGCUCGCCCUGGCCACGAGCGAAAGAGGCGACGCCGAACGCAUUAG